AUGGUGCAGUCAAACCAGAAGGCAAGGGAGGCAAAUUGUUGCUCUGAUGCCGUGGCAAAGACCUGCGCCUUCUAUAAGGAGCCGGACACCAUCCUUGGCAGCAACCCUACCUCCACUGCCAAGAUUCCUGUGAAUCUUUUGGUGGGGCUGGAGGCAGUGGACAGUGGACUCAACCCUGAGGAUGAAGUCGUGGACGAGGAGGUCAAAUUGGAAGACAUGGAGCACAUGGGAAGGUUGUCCAGUGGCGCAUGGAGUCAGGAACUCUUUUCCACUCUGAAGGGGCCUAGCCAGUCCCAGCAGUCCAUCUCUGGCAUGCAUGAUGCAGAAGAGGAGAGCCCUGUGUCAAUGGAAAAUCAAACCACGGUGACUGAAUUUAUUCUCCUGAGAGUUUCCAAUGAGCCAUAUAUGCAGAUUUUCUUCUUCCUGGUGUUUUUAGUUAUUUACCUAAUCACUCUGAUUGCGAACAUGAUGAUCAUGUUGGUGAUAAGAGCUGAUUCUCACCUUCACACCCCCAUGUAUUUCUUCCUAUUCCAUCUAUCCUUUGUUGAUAUCUGUUAUUCCUCAGUCACGGUGCCUAAAAUGCUGAUAAAUUUCCUGUCAGAUCACAAAACUAUUUCUGUCAAUGGCUGUAUUGCCCAGAUGUUCUUCAUCCUCCUCUCAGCUGGUACAGAAGUUUUCAUUCUCUCAGCAAUGGCUUAUGACCGCUAUGCUGCCAUCUGUGACCCAUUGCAUUACAUUGAGACAAUGAACAGAGGCAUCUGUGUUCAGCUGGUGAGUGGUGCAUCGGUAAUGGGCUUCUUAAAUGCCCUGGUUAACACUGUUUUUGCCCUCAAGUUGCGUUUCUGUGGGCCCAAUCAAAUCAACCAUUUCAGCUGUGAGCUCCCUCCUCUAUUACAACUGUCCUGCACUGAGACCCUCACUAAUCAAGUGGUGCUUCUUACUUCUGUUGUGGUAUUUGGAGCAAGCUCCUUCCUCCUCAUCCUCAUCUCCUACAUUCACAUCAUUUCCACCAUAUUGAGGAUUCGCUCUGUGGAGGGCAAGCUUAAAGCCUUCUCCACCUGCAGCUCCCACCUCAUUGUGGUUGGCUUGUUGUACCUCACAGCUUUUUUCCAGUACAUAAAGCCCAGCUCAGUCUCCUCUGUGUUUCUGGAGGAAAUGGUCUCCAUCCAGUACAGCAUCUUGACCCCUAUGUUAAAUCCCAUCAUCUACAGCGUGAAAAACAGAGGUGAAAACAGCUGUAGUGAAAAUAUUGGGGAAAUUCAAAUUUCUCAAGUAGUGGUGAUGUAUUUUUUUUUUAAGUCAGAGACCAUAAAACUGUAG
Messenger RNA from Chrysemys picta bellii (western painted turtle), 1320 nucleotides. NCBI's taxonomy places the organism in Eukaryota, Metazoa, Chordata, Testudines, Emydidae. The record is from RefSeq and is a predicted model, not a curated record.